AUGCAGGACACAAAUUUGCUGCCGAACGUUCACCUCAGCAGGACAGGACAACCUGCAGAUUUCAGACUGACACACAGGCUCCUCGGCGGGUGUAGCGGAAAAGCAUGCGGUAAUGGGUCAACCGCGUCUAUUCAACCAGCCGACGAAUACUACAGAGAAGAGAACAUGUACAGAAACCCGAGUCCGGCGCAGCAAGCAAGGAGCCGAGUCGGAGCAGCUACGCAAACAGUGAAGUGUUCUUGCAGCUCCCACUACAAAUGCCCAAGUCGAGGACAGGCACACGAGCAGGAGCAAAAGCAGCUGCUAGGGCAGACAGCCGGCUUCAACUCUCUCAACGAGCGCAGCAGCUGCCUUCAUGAGGCGCACGGAGGGAUAGUUGCCGCGCCCUGUGCUGCCUCAAGCCAUCCUGAACGAGAUGCUUGUGAAGCAGCAGUUGGGCGUUCUCUUUCUGAAGCGUCUGCUGCUGAAAAGUUCCAGGAAAAGCUGAACUGCGAAGGCGAUGAAGACGCAAGACCCGCUGCAGCAGAACCGUCAGCCUUUAGGUCUGCCAGUCAGUGCGCCAGCCUAAGUACCAACGUAGACAGCGAAACAGCUGAAAGCAUAUUUCGCGACUCACAUUUAAAUUCGUCCUUUGUUGGGGGGCCCCCUCCGCGGUCUCGUGAGUGGGGAGGCCUGCCAACCCACAACGGCCUUUACCGCAGGGCAUGCGUGGAAAUGCACAAAGCCUCAACGUCGUCAGCAAAGCAAACCGACUCCAAAGACGAAUGCGCAGAGGCUGCCCAGACGGGGAGGGCUGCACUUGAUGCACCCCUUAGACAAACUUUUGAAGCAUCGUCUCUGGGCGCCUCGUGGGAUGCAUCGCAGCUCGGGAGCGCAGCAGCCUCAGUAGCCUCAACGGGGGAGCCGUGCUCCGUAUGCUGCAGCAGCAGCAGCCUCCGCGCAUCUGCCAACCUGCGAGACCGAAACAGGCGGCAACCACCUGACGGCUCGCGACCCUGCGCGACUGAACUGAACCCUUCUUGGGAGGAGUGCGAGAGAUGCAGUGCCAGCCAGUGCGACGCAGAGGAAGGACAUCCCCUAGAAAGAAGCGCUCUGGGAGGGUUAGAAGGACCAGAAGCUGCCUUAAGAGAAGCGCCGCCAGAAGAAUGCGCAACUUGGGGCCAGCAGCUGUGCGACUGCCUGCCCCCUUACAAAGACUGUGGGAACGCCAGAGAACACAGCGAACAAACAACUGUCAGCACAGCUCUCGCCAGUAGCAGUACUCAGCUCCCAAGCGCUUCAUCUCCCGUGCCGGACCGUCGACCUUCGUGCAGCUGCUCCCCCAUCUCGGACGCCUGCAGCAGCGGGGUUUCCGCCUGUGCAGGCAUGCCCGGGCGCCCCAGCAGUGACGCGUCGGUACAGCUAAGCGUCAGCGAGGAGUCACGGUGUGCAACACCGCAGCUAGCCCCCCCGAUUAACCGCUCAAUAAACGGAAGCCAGGGGCAACCUGAGGAAACCCGCGCAUGCAUCGCUGGGUUGCACCGGAGGAAAAUUCGGCUCUUAAAGACAUCUGGAGGCGACAGCCACAGCAGCAGCGCCUUAAACUUUAUGAUGGACUUUGGGGCUUUGGGCUUCCUACCUUCGAUGCCGGUGUUGAAUAUCGCAGCUCGCAUCAUACAGAGGCACUGGAGAAGGGCGCGCUAUCGUCUCAGGGCCCCCACUAUUGCUGGGGAGCUUCAGAAGGCCUCAACAGUAACAGAUGAACAAGUGCGGCAGCAGCACACCGGCCGGCCUCCUCUUGCAACGUGGGAAACGUCUUCAUACGCUUCAACGUCACACGGGAGAGCAGGACCACCGACGAUACAGCAGCACCAGCAAGGCAAACCAACAGCACCUGGGCGUGAGGCUCCCCCUGAGACCGACGCAUGCACAGAUGCUUCAAUGAAACAUCUAAGAACACGAGGCGGCACAGCCUUCGAAGGCUGCCUUGCUGCAUAUCCUGCAGCGGGAAAGAUUUUGAGGGGAGGUGAGCAGCCAACCUUCAUCUCAGAGGGCCCCCCAAAGCAAUGUUGUCUCCAAAAGGAGACACUUAAUCUGUGUGGCAGGGAGAGGUCUGCCGAGCCACAUAGGCCAAGCAGCAGCAGCUGCCCCCGCGAUGGGGAGGCCGAGCCCGCUGAUACGAGAGAGCAUGUCGCGACUGCGCAUGCAGCAGCACAAGACUUCUUUUUAGAGACAGAUGAAGAGAACAAUGCAACCUCAGAGGGCCUGCCUCCGGAGGGAAGCGUCUCCAGCGAUGCGGAGUUUGCUGCACUGCUGCGGGAGGCAGAGGUUCACGACCGCAUGCAAGAGAUGAUGAGUCUGUGGCCAGAAAGGUGCGCCUCCUCCUUCCCAGGAACUCCUAAAAUGAGGUUAUACGAGAGUCUAAACCCCACAAGCGCGCAAGUGAGUGCCGGUGGGCCCCCUGUAGUAGCAGCAGCAAAAGCCAGCAACGAGGCUGUCUCCCCUUCACCAGCAGCAAGAACCAGCAAGGAGCGUGGUCCCCUCUGGAUGCAUGCGACUUUCCUGAGUAGCCCUGAGGUUGUCUCAAUGAGGGGCCCCGGGGUAUUUAAGGCGGAGGGCUGCGGAAGCCCUUCUCCCGAAGCAAUUCAACCCAUCUUCCUGCAACAAACACAAACAUCACACCAACCACCUUCUCCUUGCCUCAUCCCCCAACAACAAACAAGCGAACGCUGCCCCGUGGCUUUGCAAGCAGCUGAGGCCAAACUGCAGGGGGGCACAAAUGGAGUGACGCCCGCAUCAAUCAGCAGCAACAACACAGACGCCUCCUGCGCAGCAGCAGCAGCAGCAGCGCAGCAACAUGCUGCCUCAAACAGCAGGGGAACACAUACGACCACUGUUGAAUCCUGUGCAAACAACAAAACGCUUCAUGAACAUCGAUCUACACGUUCACGGUGCAGGUCAAAUCACUUGGGAAGGCCGCCUAUUCCUCCUAAAGACCUCAUCGCAGCAGCAGAACAGAUGGCACUCCAGCAACGCCUCGCACAGAACGCUCAGGAAUUCAGGAAGCAGCUGCUGCUGCAGAUGCAGCAGAACGAACUCCAUCCUAUUUAA
Molecule: messenger RNA, 3090 nt
Organism: Eimeria acervulina
Lineage: Eukaryota; Apicomplexa; Conoidasida; Eucoccidiorida; Eimeriidae
Exons: 2
Coding region: 1-3090 (1029 amino acids)
Source: RefSeq, a predicted model, not a curated record